Molecule: messenger RNA, 2148 nt
Organism: Camellia sinensis
Lineage: Eukaryota; Viridiplantae; Streptophyta; Magnoliopsida; Ericales; Theaceae
Source: RefSeq, a predicted model, not a curated record
AUGGCGCACGAAGGUGGUUCUAGUGGAAAACUUCCAAGUGAUAAUAUUGGUUGGAAAUUUGGAAUUCCACUAGAAAAUAAUAGGCAUAAAAUUAGGUGCAAAUUUUGUGGAAAAGAGCUAAAUGGUGGUAUAACUAGGUUGAAGCAACAUUUGGCCCAUAUGAAAGGUCAAGUCGCAUCUUGUGCUAAUGUCAGUGGUGAAGUUCGAACACUAAUGAUGGAUCAUUUGAAUAAUUAUAAGGGCAAAAAGCUUGACAAAAGGAAGAUGAAUGAGGAAUUGACAGAACAAAUUAGAGCCAGUCAGUGUGAUGAUGAUGAAAAUGAUAAGGACGACUUAGAAAUGGUUAUGGCCCGACAAAAUAGGGCUAGUGAUAUUGAGGUUGCACCACCUCCUGGUUUUGCUCGGCGAAGUCAUAGUGUUUGUGAGACUAGUAUAGGUAGGAAAUGGAUUGAUACAUCCUCUCCAGAAGUUCAAUUAUUAGACAUAGAUGUGGAUCUUCAUAGGACCAAAGUGCCUACUAAUGUUGUUAAUUCUAAAUGGCUAGAACCAAUGUUGCAUACUAUAAGAGAGGUUGGAAGAGAAACAAAGCUACCUACUUCUUAUGAAGUAACUGAAGUGUAUUUACCAAUGGAGUAUGAAGCUUUACAAAAUUGGAUAAAAUCUCAUAAAUCUAGUUGGGCUGAGAGAGGUGUUACAAUUAUGUGUGAUGGAUGGACAGCUGAUUAUUACUUGGGCCUCAUGGACAAGGUAGUGGAUGAAAUUGGAGAAGAAUAUGUUGUGCAAAUCGUAACUGAUAACGAAGCUACGAUAAAGGUUGUUGGUUACAAACUCAUGCAAAAAAAGGAGAAUCUGUAUUGGACAGGAUGUGCUGCUCAUUGUAUUGAUCUUAUGUUAGAGGAUAUUGGGAAGAAAAAAAGUGUAGCAAAGGUGUUGGAUUGUGCAAAAGAAAGCAUUGUUAAACAUAAGACUGCUUUACAGGAUAUGUUUCAUUCUCCAGAGUGGAAGCACAGCAAAUGGUCCAAAAAGGAUGAUGCAAAAGAAGCGAAACAAAUUAUACAAAGUAAAGAUUUUUGGACCAAUGCGGCAGAUGUAUUAAAAGUUCAAGAACCACUUCUAAAGGUACUUAGACUUGUAGAUGGGGAUGAAAAGCCCACAAUGGGUUUUAUAUAUGAAGCCAUGGAUAGAGCAAAGUUGGCCAUCAAACAAAAUUGUCGCUAUUAUAUAGAUUAUUGGAAGAUUAUUGAUAAUCGAUGGGCUUUCCAACUACACACGGACUUGCAUGCUGCUGGUUAUUUUUUAAAUCCCAUAUUCCAGUAUGGGGAGCACCUUUCUAAUCAUCGAGAAGUGAUGAGUGGAGUUAGAAAUAUCUCUUUAUUUUAUAAUAAAGAAGAUUCUUUUGGUGCUGUGUUAGCACAAAGAGCAGUGAAAGCAACAAAUCCUGCUGAAUGGUGGAUCCAUUAUGGUACAUCGGCUCCGGCACUCCAAAAAGUGGUUGUGAGAGUAUUGAGCCAAACCACGUCUUCUUCUAAUUGUGAGCACAAUUGGAGUACAUUUAGCCUGAUACAUACAAAGACAAGGAAUCGGUUGAAGUAUAAAAAAUUAAAUAAACUUGUUUAUGUGUAUUACAAUAUGAGGCUAAAGGUCAGACAUGCAACACGAAAAAGCCAAGAUGAUAGAGAGGAAUCUUUUAACCCCAUCAAUCUUGACUACAUAUUUGAAGAAGAUGAUCUAUUAACUCCAUGGCUUCAAGAGAGAGAGCAUGCAGUCUUGGAUGAUGAAGAUAACUCAGUAGCCAAGUACCUCAACACCAUCAAAGAGCAAGGUCUACUGGAAGUGGCUCUUUUGAGUCCACCUAGUGGUAGUGGAGAUGAUAGUGAUGGCAGUCGUCCUCCAACAGGUGGUGGUAGCGGUGGACAAUGGGAGUCUGCAGGUUCUGCACAUGGUUGUAGACGCAGUACUCAUCAUAUUGAUCAUGAUUGGAACAGGGAUUCUACACAACAACGACGACAUUCUAUUUCCACUCCUGAUGUAGAAGCAUCAAUUGGGCGUUCACGACAUAUUGAUGAUAUUUAUGGUCAUCGUGACCUUAGAAAUCAAUUUGGACAUCUCAGAGUUAGACAAGAAGAUGGAAGGGGAACUCAACAUUGA